GAUUUUCCACUGUGUGUGUGUGUGUUUUAGCCUGGGUGUCACUGUUGGGGGGGUGGGGUGACUGCAAAAGGAGUUUUUUUAGUAAAAGGGGGUUCACCGCCAGUGACGGAAAAUGGGAAUUCCGGCGAAAGAUUCUUGAUUUUCCGGCAAGAAUUCAAGUAUUUUCCGGUGGUGUCACCGUUUAAGCGAAAGUUUACCCGGGUUUGGGUUUGACCUGAUUGGGAAAAUGAAUCUUUUUUGAGUGUUCUAAAUACCAAUUUUGCCCUAAAGAAUUAUGAGUUGAUAAAAAAAAAGUUGGUUUAAAUUUAGUGGAUUUUUCAUAUUAUUAGACCCUUUUAAGUGUUUGAUGUUUUUAUGGGAUUUUUAGUUGAAUUUUGAAGCGAUUUAAUAAUCAAAGAUUUUUGCUUUUUUGCUCUUUGAUAGUAAAGUGAAAUCUUUUGUCAUAUUAUUAGACCCUUUGAAGUGGAAUUUUAGUGCUAUUAUUACUUGAAUUUUGAAGCUUUUCUUGAAAAAGGGUGGUUUUUUUGAUGAUUAAAAUGAUCAAAGUUGUUAGCUUUUUUGUUCGUUGGUCAUAUUAUUAUUAGAUCCUUUGAAGUGUUUUGAUGUUUUCUGGAAUUUGUAGUUGAAUUUUAGUGAUAUUUAUUGAAGAUGGUUGGGGUUGAAUUUUGAAGCUUUUCUUGAAAAGAGGUUGUUUUUUGAUGAUUAAACUGUUUGCUUUUUUGCUCUUCUUGAUAGAAAAGUGAAGCUUUGGUUUUCCAUCUGAUAUUUUUGUUGUAGUACUAAUGGAUUAAUCAUUUGUUGAAUUUUUAUUCUGGUGCUUAAAUUUGAGCUCUUGUUUCUGUUUCAGAGCUUAAAGUUUGAAUCAUUUUUGCAAAGUGUGUUCAGCUUUGAUCUGUUUUAGAAUCCCUUUUGGAUGAAAUGGCAGUUUAUGGGGCUUGGAUUUGAGUUCUUGAAUUCACUGUUAGUUUGAAUUUGCAAAGUUUGUUCAGCUUUGAUUGUUUGUGAAGUCCCUUUUGGAUGAAAUGGCAGUUUCUUUGACUCGUUUAUCGUGGUGGUGGUGGGGUGGGAAAGAGAAGGAACCAGGUUCUAGUGGUUCUUCAAUGAAUCCCGUACAAGACUUUGGAUUUGGGUUGAAGGAACAAAGUGAUAGUUUGAAGUUUAAGCCAGUGAGGGGGGCUAAUCUAGCUUCAACUACUAGGAAAGUGAAAAGGAAAUGGAAGAGCAGAGAGGAAAGGAAGAGGGUUGAUAAGAAAUAUGAUGUAGUAUUGGUUCCAUCAGAUGGUGUGUGUUUAUCUGGUUCGGAGUCCGAUGAUUCUGACUGGUCGAUCGGGUGGCUCGAACCACAUGCCCCUGGUUUCCAGAAUGAUGAUGAGGGAGAUGACAGUUUUGCUGUGCUGGUUCCUUGCUACAGGCAUGAUUGUAGAGAGAUAGAAGAACCAAACAAUCAGUUUUUAAAUGCCCUUGAGAAUCUUUCAAAUGAGUAUUCUGCUGAGGGUAAGAAGUACAUGGAGCAAUGGUUGUCUUCACUUCAGAAUUUUUGAAUCUACAGCAGCUGGUCAUCAUUCUGCACGUUAGGAAAUUUGUGAAGCAGCGGCCAUCUUUUAGUGUACGAAGUGAUAUGCAAGUUCUGCAUCAAUAUCUGAAUAGUAGUAGCAGCAGGUCAGACUAGUAGACGCAAAUAAUCAAAGUUUAUUGUGACAGUGUUCUUUGGUUACAAGCUCAAAAACACACAAACCAUCGUCAUCUUUAAACUUUGGAAUUGAUCAACUUAUGUUGGAGGGGGGGAAAUUUGACAUAUCAAGCUGAUUCUUUAGUGUAAAUAUAUCUAAUGUGAAUAUUGGGAGUAGUAGUAUGCUUUUUGACUGCUGCUAUUGUAAAUAAAUCAUCUGUCUUUCAAAAUCCAGACAAGCGAAACAUCAUUGUUUAUAUCUUGAUUAUACAGUAAUGUUAAAUAUUAUGUUCCUACUCUUUGCUAA
Capsicum annuum is the source of this 1976-nucleotide messenger RNA. RefSeq lists its product as uncharacterized. The record is from RefSeq and is a predicted model, not a curated record. NCBI's taxonomy places the organism in Eukaryota, Viridiplantae, Streptophyta, Magnoliopsida, Solanales, Solanaceae. Bases 1023 to 1541 code for a protein of 172 amino acids. The transcript has 2 exons.